Molecule: messenger RNA, 1194 nt
Organism: Ylistrum balloti
Lineage: Eukaryota; Metazoa; Mollusca; Bivalvia; Pectinida; Pectinidae
Product: putative nuclease HARBI1
Exons: 3
Coding region: 1-1194 (397 amino acids)
Source: RefSeq, a predicted model, not a curated record
AUGCGCUGGAACGGGAAGUGUAUUUCCAAUAUGGCGACCAACGCCGUAACUUCUGUGUUGUCAGCUUUAGAAAUGGAUGAAGACGAUGAUAAUUUCAAAGUAGAUGAAUUAGUAGGUGUGGCAAUGGCUGCAUAUUGUGCUUGCUGUGUUGUGAGAGAGCCAAGGUCAAGGAUUUUGAAUUAUGCUGAUACUGUAAUACCAGAGUACAACGAGACAGAGUUUCGACGAAUGUUUCGUUUGUCUCGAGAAACCUUUCAGAAAAUGAGUAGCUAUCUUAAAGAUUGCCCGGAGCUAGUAGUUGGUGGAACUGGUGCACAAGAGCCUAUUGCAGUUGAAAAACAGUUAUAUGUGACAUUGUGGUACCUUGGUGGUUCAGAUAGCAUAAUUAAAAUAGCUGACAGAUUUGGGAUAUCCGAGUCAUCAGUGGUUUUAUGUAGAAGACGGAUUAUUGAUGCAAUAUUGAAAAAUUUAAAACGCAAAUUUAUUUCUUGGCCGAAAAAUCAAUCUAUGCAGGAAACUGUGGACAAAUUUGAACAACGUAAUGGAUUUCCAGGCAUUGAAGGCUCCCUGGAUGGAACUCAUAUUCCAAUACGUGCACCAAAAGAGAAUGCUCAGACAUAUGUCAACAGGAAAAGGUUCCAUUCUCUUCACCUUCAGGCUGAGUGUAAUUCAGAAAUGAUCUUCACAGAUUGUUUUGCAGGAUACCCUGGUAGCUGCCACGAUGCAAGGGUGUUGCGCAAUUCUGACCUGUGGGAGAAUGGUUUAUUAUUGUGUAACGGCAAUCAUAUAAUUGCUGAUGGCGCUUAUCCCCUUCGUAGAUGGCUCUUGACACCAUUUAGAGAUAAUGGACAUCUCGCAUAUCAACAAAAGAAUUUCAAUUACAUGCUGUCUGCAAACAGAGUUGUGAUAGAAAGAGCAUUCGGCUUACUGAAAGGCAGAUUUAGGCGACUAAAUUAUCUGGAUACUCAAAGUAUUAAAACUGCGGUGAAAAUAAUAAUGGUAUCAUGUGUUUUGCAUAACAUUUGUUUAAUCCACAACGAUGAAUAUGAUGAUUACUUGGAAAUAGAUCCAGCACUAGACUGUCCCCAACAACAAGCCAUGCAUAUGCAUGAAAAUGACAAUAAACAGGGUGUCAUCAAACGAGACAUUAUAGCAAGAAGAAUGUCUCAUAUCUGUGGUAACUGGAAGAAGUAA